AUGCCAGGAACUACAAAAACCUUUUCCCAGAUACUAUAUUUCGUUAGUAAUCGAUAUCGCGGUCUUGAUACUGGUGACAGUGAUUUUAGUCGUCUUGUUUGUGCUUGUGAAGGGUAUUCCGAUGUUUUUAAAGCAACAUUCCUACUUGGUGUUUACCAUAAUGUUAGUCGUCACCAUUCUAUUUCUUGUAUUUGCAUUCGUGAUGAAAAUUCGGUCGAAUAUUAUCACCGUUCGUAUAAUGCUUUGGACUAUAGUCAUUUUGUGGUCUGUGGUCUUCGCCACUGUGAUCGGAUCUAUUGAGUGGAAAUGUGCUCUGAUAUCAUUGGCUGUAACGAUUGUGGCUACAGUGAUCAUUGUCUUGUUGGCUUUCAACCUGCCUCCAUUGAGUGAAAAGGGGUUCAUCUUCUUCUGUACUAUAUCAGGGCUCCUUGGAGUUUCAGCUAUCGUUGGAAGGAUUUGGAAUUACUGGACCACCGAAUCAAAUAUUGUA
Messenger RNA from Trichobilharzia szidati, 490 nucleotides. The record is from the annotation of a GenBank genome assembly. NCBI's taxonomy places the organism in Eukaryota, Metazoa, Platyhelminthes, Trematoda, Strigeidida, Schistosomatidae.